AACAUUGUAACAAGUGUUAGAAUUCUAUGAAUAUUUAUUACUGAUCCAGCACACACAUAGAGAAGGGAGUUGCAACCAUGGCACAGCCACAGAAGUUCUUUGAAAACCUGUCCGGGGCUGGUAAAGCGAUAGGAGUCCUGACCAGCGGAGGGGAUGCCCAAGGUAUGAAUGCAGCUGUCCGUGCUGUUGUUCGCAUGGGAAUCUACGUAGAAGCCAAAGUAUACUUUGUCUAUGAGGGUUAUCAGGGUAUGGUCGAUGGUGGAGCCAACAUUGUAGAGGUAUCGUGGGAGAGCGUGUCAAGCAUCCUGCAAGUGGGUGGUACAGUCAUUGGAAGUGCCCGCUGCAAAGCAUUCCGCAACCGUGAAGGGCGUUUGCAGGCAGCUUACAACCUAGUUCAACGUGGUAUCACAAAUCUCUGCGUUAUCGGAGGAGAUGGCAGUUUAACUGGCGCUAAUCUUUUCCGAGAGGAGUGGAGCGGACUUCUUGAUGAAUUAGUAAAAAAUGGAAAAAUUGAAGCUUCAGCUUCUCAGGAAUAUGCCCAUCUGAAUAUUGUCGGAAUGGUGGGCUCCAUCGAUAAUGAUUUCUGUGGAACUGACAUGACAAUCGGAACCGACUCAGCCCUGCACAGAAUUAUUGAGGUGGUGGAUGCCAUCAUGACUACUGCACAGAGCCACCAAAGGACCUUUGUUUUGGAAGUCAUGGGGCGGCACUGUGGGUACCUGGCCUUGGUCAGUGCCUUAGCUUGUGGAGCUGACUGGGUCUUCAUCCCUGAAUGUCCUCCAGAGGAAGGAUGGGAAGACUUAAUGUGCACUAAACUUUCUGAGAACCGUGCAAGAAAGAAAAGGCUCAACAUCAUUAUCGUCUCAGAAGGAGCCAUCGAUUGUCACAACACUGCAAUCAGUUCAGAGAGGAUCAAAGAGCUUGUGGUUUCACGGCUUGGGUUUGACACACGAGUGACAAUAUUGGGUCACGUCCAGAGAGGAGGAACCCCGUCAGCCUUUGACCGAAUAUUGGCCAGUAGGAUGGGAGUGGAAUGUGUCCUAGCCUUACUGGAAGCCACUCCAGAAACCCCUGCCUGUGUGGUAUCUUUAUGUGGAAACCAAGCCGUGCGCCUGCCUCUAAUGGAAUGUGUACAGAUGACCCAAGAAGUACAGAAGGCAAUGGAUGACAGGCGGUUUGCAGAUGCUGUAAGGUUGCGUGGAAGGAGUUUUGAGAACAAUCUAAACACGUACAAGCUCCUUUCACAUAAGAAGAAUAUAUCUGAACUUCCAAAGAGUAACUUUAAUGUGGCUGUCCUGAACGUGGGGGCUCCAGCCGCUGGAAUGAAUGCUGCUGUGAGGUCUGCAGUGAGAGUCGGCAUUACAGAAGGACACAAGAUGUUUGCAGUCAGUGAUGGCUUUGAAGGAUUCGCUAAGGGUCAGGUUAAAGAGAUAAAAUGGGGAGAUGUUGGUGGCUGGACUGGUCAAGGUGGAUCUCUUUUGGGAACCAAAAGAACUCUUCCCGCUAAAUAUUUUGACCAAAUUGCUGAACAGAUACGAGCUAAUAGCAUCAGUGCUCUGCUCGUCAUCGGAGGGUUUGAGGCUUUUGAAAGUAUGCUGCAGUUAUCUGAGGCGCGAGCCACUUAUCAAGAAUUUUGCAUCCCCAUGUGCAUUGUGCCUGCCACCAUUAGCAACAAUGUCCCCGGCACUGACUUAAGUCUUGGAGCUGACACUGCUCUCAAUACCAUUAUGGAGACCUGUGAUCGCAUUAAACAAUCUGCCAGUGGAACAAAGAGGCGCGUCUUCAUCAUUGAAACAAUGGGUGGAUAUUGUGGAUACCUGGCCAACAUGGGUGGCCUUGCUGCAGGUGCUGAUGCCGCUUAUGUCUUCGAGGAGCAAUUUGACAUACGGGAGCUCCAGGCAAAUGUGGAACAUUUGACUGAGAAGAUGAAGACAACCAUCCAGAGAGGCCUUGUACUAAGGAAUGAAAACUGCAAUGAGAACUACACCACGGAUUUCAUCUACCAGUUGUACUCCGAGGAAGGAAGAGGUGUCUUUGACUGCAGGAAGAAUGUACUCGGACACAUGCAACAGGGAGGAGCGCCAUCACCAUUUGACAGGAACUUCGGGACAAAGAUUUCAGCCAAAGCCAUUCAGUGGAUUUCCCGGAAACUUAAAGAAUGCUACAGAAAAGAGGAAGGCAGAGUAUUUGCUAACACGGAGGACAGCGUCUGUCUGCUAGGAAUGCGCAGACGUGCUCUCGACUUCCAGCCAGUUAUGCAGCUGAGGGAUGAAACUGACUUCAAACACAGAAUUCCAAAGGAGCAGUGGUGGCUGAAGCUGAGACCAUUGAUGAAGAUCCUGGCCAAGUACAAGACCAGCUACGACAUUUCAGACGCUGGAAAGCUAGAACACGUUCACGUUAGACGACCAAAAGAAUGUGAAGUGGGGGCCAUAUAACAGCUGUGAGCCCCAACGGCAUUCCUCUGUUCAUAGCCUACCACCAUCUCCAUUGUGUGCUUUAUCACCACCAGAAUUCCCACACUUGUCUUCUGUAAUUUAACUUGCAUCGUUCUAGCACUUUAUGUCCCCACAAUGGGCCUCACCACUCAAGUCUGUAUAACAUGUGUCUGUCACUCCUGUAGCAGCCAAACCACUUCCCAUUUCAGGCAGAUUAGAAAAUAAAAGAGAGAAAUUGAUUGGCUGCUAUAGAAA
This is a messenger RNA of Nanorana parkeri, 2693 nucleotides long. It is a transcript of the gene PFKP, whose product is annotated as phosphofructokinase, platelet. Gene Ontology annotation, molecular function: AMP binding; 6-phosphofructokinase activity; monosaccharide binding. Lineage: Eukaryota; Metazoa; Chordata; Amphibia; Anura; Dicroglossidae. The coding region runs from base 78 to 2438 and encodes 786 amino acids. The record is from RefSeq and is a predicted model, not a curated record. Gene Ontology annotation, cellular component: cytoplasm; membrane; 6-phosphofructokinase complex. The transcript is spliced from 23 exons. Gene Ontology annotation, biological process: canonical glycolysis; fructose 6-phosphate metabolic process; fructose 1,6-bisphosphate metabolic process.